Messenger RNA from Hyaloscypha bicolor E, 901 nucleotides. RefSeq lists its product as uncharacterized. The transcript has a single exon. The record is from RefSeq and is a predicted model, not a curated record. NCBI's taxonomy places the organism in Eukaryota, Fungi, Ascomycota, Leotiomycetes, Helotiales, Hyaloscyphaceae. Bases 116 to 691 code for a protein of 191 amino acids.
AUUUGUUAUUUGAGCCAGAAUUGAAAGCAUCGAUGUUAUUUCAAGUUCGUCUUCGCAAUUCUGCUAAUACUUUCCUUUUCCGUUAAGCAUCAAGCACUGGCUUUUCUUGCCUUUGAUGAUGCUGGAAGAAGAAAGGUCACGUGGCGCACUGGUUCAACACAGCGCUUCACGACAGCCUCCUCCCCCUGCUCUCGACAACAACCGUUUCGAUCCUUCACUCUACUAUCACCUUUCACGCUGCCAAGGUGCUUCCGUUCCUCUCGUCCCUUUUCAGCCCCCUCUUUGCGCAGCGGCUUCUACAUGCACCAAUUGUUCCCAGCCCCGACUCAGUUUGCUCAGAUUGAUGAUGCUUUGCAGUCUUUGCUCAUCAAUCGUUUUUGAAGCAGGAGCUCAUGUUUAUGAACCUGGUUCUACCAAUUUCCCGAAACACCACAGUUCGUUCACAGACCUGGAAACUUCAGCCAACAGUGGGUGCCAGCUUUGCCAGAUCUUGUUUCGCAAUGGUGCCACUCCAAUGGAGUCUGGCGGACGCACUCAUCAAGGGGAUGACUUACAUCAGAUCUAUUAUCGAACACAUACCAGUACUUUCCUCACCAAGUACCCGCUAGGUCGAGGAGUUACAGAGAUUCAGUUCUUCCUGAAGGGUGAGACGGUUGGGCCUUUCGAAAGAGGAGGCUGGGUUGCCCGUUAGCCUAGGUCUAUUUGCCCACUAUGGUAAUUACUUCCUAGUUACCAUGUUCUGCAACCCAUAACGACCUGUCAGGUUUUAUUACCGCCACGUCGGGUGCCGUCCGUGGUCGUCCCAUCGCGGACUAACCAGAUUCUGAAUCUUGCUCUGAACGGAUUCACGCAUGGACACGAGAAUGGAUUAACAACCAUCUCGAUUGCUGCCCAAAUUCCC